Molecule: messenger RNA, 5529 nt
Organism: Vicugna pacos (alpaca)
Lineage: Eukaryota; Metazoa; Chordata; Mammalia; Artiodactyla; Camelidae
Gene: LARS1
Product: leucyl-tRNA synthetase 1
Biological process (GO): leucyl-tRNA aminoacylation
Molecular function (GO): leucine-tRNA ligase activity; aminoacyl-tRNA deacylase activity; ATP binding
Source: RefSeq, a predicted model, not a curated record
GUAAUUAGUCAGCCGGUGAUUGCCUCAUCAGGUGUGAAGUGUGUGCUAUAGUGUCGUGGUAGGCCUGGCUGCCUCGAGAGGGAGGGGAAGGGCUGUAACCACUCCUUUGAGGGGGAAUCACCGAGGUCACUGUCGUGGGUUUGCACAGUCGGCUGGGCGGCGCCAUGGCGGAAAGAAAAGGAACAGCCAAAGUGGACUUUUUGAAGAAGAUUGAGAAAGAAAUCCAACAAAAAUGGGAUACCGAGAAAGUGUUUGAGGUCAAUGCAUCUAAUUUAGAGAAGCAGACUAGCAAGGACAAGUACUUUGUAACCUUCCCAUAUCCAUAUAUGAAUGGGCGCCUUCAUUUGGGACACACAUUUUCUUUAUCUAAAUGUGAGUUUGCAGUAGGGUACCAGAGAUUGAAAGGAAAAACUUGUCUGUUUCCCUUUGGUUUACACUGUACUGGAAUGCCUAUUAAGGCAUGUGCUGAUAAAUUGAAAAGAGAAAUAGAGCUUUAUGGUUGCCCCCCUGAUUUUCCAGAUGAAGAAGAAGAAGAGGAAGAAAUCAAUGUUAAAACAGAAGAUACAGUAAUUAAGGAUAAAGCUAAAGGAAAAAAGAGUAAAGCUGCUGCUAAAGCUGGAUCAUCUAAAUACCAGUGGGACAUAAUGAAAUCCCUUGGUCUGUCUGAUGAAGAGAUAAUCAACUUUUCUGAAGCAGAACAUUGGCUUGACUAUUUCCCACCACUGGCUGUUCAGGAUCUGAAGAGAAUGGGUUUGAAGGUAGACUGGCGUCGUUCCUUCAUUACCACUGAUGUUAAUCCUUACUAUGAUUCGUUUGUCAGGUGGCAGUUUUUAACAUUAAGAGAAAGAAGCAAAAUUAAAUUUGGGAAGCGGUAUACCAUUUAUUCUCCAAAAGAUGGACAGCCUUGUAUGGAUCAUGACAGACAAACUGGAGAGGGUGUUGGACCUCAGGAAUAUACUCUAAUCAAGUUGAAAGUGCUUGAGCCAUACCCAUCCAAACUAAGUGGCUUGAAAGGGAAAAAUAUCUUCUUGGUAGCUGCUACUCUCAGACCUGAGACCAUGUUUGGACAGACAAACUGUUGGGUUCGCCCUGAUAUGAAGUACAUUGGCUUUGAGACAGUGAAUGGUGAUAUAUUCAUCUGCACCCAAAAAGCUGCAAGGAAUAUGUCAUACCAGGGCUUUACCAAGGACAAUGGAGUGGUGCCUGUUGUUAAGGAGUUAAUGGGAGAGGAAAUUCUUGGUGCAUCACUUUCUGCACCUUUAACAUCUUACAAGGUGAUCUAUGUUCUUCCGAUGCUCACCAUCAAGGAGGACAAAGGCACUGGUGUGGUCACAAGUGUUCCUUCUGACUCUCCGGAUGAUUUUGCUGCCCUCAGAGACUUGAAGAAAAAGCAAGCUUUGCGAGCGAAGUACGGAAUUAGAGAUGACAUGGUCUUGCCAUUUGAGCCUGUGCCAGUCAUUGAAAUCCCAGGUUUUGGAACACUUUCUGCUGUAACCAUCUGUGACGAGUUGAAAGUUCAGAGCCAGAAUGACCGAGAAAAACUUGCAGAAGCAAAGGAGAAAUUAUAUCUAAGAGGGUUUUAUGAUGGUGUAAUGUUGGUGGAUGGAUUUAAAGGACAGAAGGUCCAAGAUGUAAAGAAGACUAUUAAGAACAAGAUGAUUGACGCUGGAGAUGCAUAUAUUUAUAUGGAACCAGAGAAACAAGUUAUAUCCAGGUCUUCAGAUGAGUGCGUCGUGGCCCUGUGUGACCAGUGGUACUUGGAUUAUGGAGAAGAGAACUGGAAAAAACAGACAUCCCAGUGCUUGAAGAACCUGGAAACGUUCUGUGAGGAGACCAGGAGGAAUUUUGAAGCUACCUUAGAUUGGCUGCAAGAGCAUGCUUGCUCCAGAACUUACGGUUUAGGUACUCGUCUACCAUGGGAUGAGCAGUGGCUGAUUGAAUCGCUCUCCGAUUCCACUAUUUACAUGGCAUUUUACACAGUUGCACACCUGUUGCAGGGAGGUAACUUGCGUGGACAGGCAGAGUCUCCGCUGGGCAUCAGUCCUCAGCAGAUGACCAGGGAAGUUUGGGACUAUGUUUUCUUCACGGAGGCUCCAUUUCCUAAGACUCAGAUCCCAAAGGAAAAGCUAGAUCAGCUGAGGCAGGAAUUUGAAUUCUGGUAUCCUGUGGAUCUUCGAGUCUCUGGCAAGGAUCUUAUUCCAAAUCAUCUUUCAUAUUUCCUUUAUAAUCAUGUGGCUAUGUGGCCAGAAGAAAGUGACAAAUGGCCUAUAUCUGUGAGGGCAAAUGGACAUCUCCUCCUCAACUCUGAGAAGAUGUCAAAAUCCACAGGCAACUUCCUCACUUUGAGCCAAGCUCUUGACAAAUAUUCAGCCGAUGGAAUGCGCUUGGCCCUGGCUGAUGCUGGUGACACUGUUGAAGAUGCUAACUUUGUGGAAACCAUGGCAGAUGCAGGUAUUCUCCGUCUGUACACCUGGGUGGAAUGGGUGAAAGAAAUGGUUGCCAACUGGGACAGCCUGAGAAGUGGUCCUGCCAACACCUUCAAUGAUCGAGUUUUUGCCAGUGAAAUGAAUGCAGGAAUUAUAAAAACAGAUCAAAACUAUGAAAAGAUGAUGUUUAAAGAAGCUUUGAAAACAGGGUUUUUUGAAUUUCAGGCUGCAAAAGAUAAGUACCGUGAAUUGGCCAUAGAAGGGAUGCACCGAGACCUCGUGUUCCGGUUUAUUGAAGUUCAGACGCUUCUCUUGGCUCCGUUCUGUCCACAUUUGUGUGAGCACAUCUGGACACUCCUGGGAAAGCCCGAUUCAAUUAUGAAUGCUUCAUGGCCUCUGGCAGGUCCUGUGGAUGAAAGCUUGAUCCGUUCCUCACAGUAUCUCAUGGAAGUAGCACACGACCUUAGACUCCGACUCAAGAACUAUAUGAUGCCAGCUAAAGGAAAGAAGACUGACAAGCAGCCACCUCAGAAGCCUUCACAUUGCACCAUCUACGUGGCAAAGAACUAUCCAUCUUGGCAACACAUCACCCUGUCAGUUCUACGUAAUCACUUUGAGGCCAACAGUGGAAAAUUGCCUGAUAACAAAGUCAUUGCUAGUGAGCUAGGCAAUUUGCCAGAGUUGAAGAAAUAUAUGAAGAAGGUAAUGCCGUUUGUUGCCAUGAUUAAGGAAAAUCUGGAGAAGACGGGACCUCGUGUUCUGGAUUUGCAAUUAGAAUUUGAUGAGCAGGCAGUGCUCGUGGAGAAUAUAGUCUAUCUGACCAAUUCCCUUGAGCUAGAACAUAUAGAAGUCAAGUUUGCCUCUGAAGCAGAAGAUAAAGUCAGGGAAGACUGCUGUCCUGGAAAACCACUUAAUGUUUUUAGAACAGAACCUGGUGUAUCAGUUUCCCUAGUGAAUCCUCAGCCAUUCAGUGGUCACUUCUCAACCAAAAUUGAAAUCAGGCAAGGAGAUAACCGUGAUUCUAUAAUCAGACGUUUAAUGAAAGUGGACCGAGGAAUCAAAGACCUUUCCAAAGUGAAACUGAUGAGAUUUGAUGAUCCACUGUUGGGACCUCGGCGAGUUCCUGUCCUGGGAAAAGAGCACACUGAGAAGACCCCCAUUUCUGAGCAUGCUGUUUUCCACGUGGACCUCAUGAGCAAAAAAAUUCAUCUUUCUGAAAAUGGGCUACGGGCAGAUAUCGGUGAUACAAUGGUCUAUCUGGUUCAUUAAACUCAUACACGCUGGAGCUUUAUCCUGGUUUCUGGGGAUAUUACUACUCCGGCAUUACUGUGUGCCUAUAGAUGGGCUAUGAGAACCUUAGGGUGGACCUAAAUAGAUUUCAUUUCCAACCAUCAAAUUCUGCAUGUAAUCAAUUAUACCAAGUUAUCUUGGGUUCCUGGACCUAAUAAAAUUUUUUCUUCCCUUCUUGAGGCCUCAGAAAGGAAUAGUUUGUACCAUACUUUGCUUUUUUUUUUUUUAAAACAAAUUAUUGCCAUUUUCCAGAAGCUUAUAGUAUUUUAGAUGAACACAAAAGUGUCAAUAUGCUUUUUGUAUGAGGUAUACUUCAUACUGUUUAUGAAGGCUAAGGAGUAUCUAACACCUUUUUAUAUUAUAUCCAUUAUGUAGUUAGCUGUUUUUCUUCUUUAAAAAGAAAAGAGUAAAUUAGACAGCUAGUUUUGAUUUUUAAAGAAGAGAACUCUUACGAUUUUAGAAGAACAAAUGAGAAUAUUUUGACUUGACUGUAUGAUCACUAAGUAUUUUGUAUAAAGGACAAAAGUUCUUAUAUUUAUAAGAAUUUUUUAGGCUUUAAUGUAUUUAACAACCAAUAGUAUUUUUUAAAGGGAUAAUCAGUAGUUAUUUAUAGCUUAUUCAAUCUACACUAAAUUUAGUUGUUCUAAAAGAGAGGAUUUUUUCCCCCCAGAAAUCUGCAUUUAUCACAUUUGUCUUGAGUCCAGUUGUGUUUAAAGAUCACACAAACAGUAUUUCAUACUUAUUCUUUUAUUCUUUCUAGAAUGUCUUUUGGUAUUAUCUGUACUAUUUGUUUUCAUAUGAGGAAAAGAUACUAGGUAUUGAUUGACAAGACAAAAAACAUUUCCAUUUCUUUUAGGGUUUAAUAUGAGGACAGACCAAUUCUGAUAGUCCUAAGGAACCUGAAUUCUAAAUUUCAGUUCAUGUAAAAAGAUUUUACUGAGCUUGUUUUUUUUUUUGCUUUAUACAAUUUGCGACUGCUGGGCCUAGUUGAACUCUUUAUCAUAGAUUCAUUAAAGCAAAUCAUAGAACGUUAGUACUGAAAGAUCCCUUAGAGAUCAUCAAGUACAAAUCACUCUUUAUCUGCUAGGAGCAGGCAUUGUAUCAGAGUGGGUAAGAUUCCAGGCUCUGAAGUCAGACUAGCUUAGUUAGAUUUCCAUUUCUUCUAUUUGCUACUUGGGUGGUUUUGGCCCGUUACUCAGCCUGCUUCUUUAUCUAUAAGAUGGAACUAAUAAUGUACCUAUUUCCCUAGGCUUAUUUUGACAUGUUGAGAUGAAACAAUCUAGGAAAAUCUUACUUACAGUAUAGUGCCUGGCAAGUGGGAAACCCUCACUAAAUGUUCCUGAUGGUGAUGAUAAUAACGAUGAACCUUCAGUAAAUGUUGCUGAAGACUCCUCCCCUCGCUAAUACACCAGGGUAGGUUGGCUUAAGAUUGCUCUAGGCCAGAAUCAUGUCAUAUUUGUUUGGUUCCUUUGGGGCAACAGUUUCAUUGUUUGCCCUCCUUUAGAUUCCUUUUCUGCUCCCUCAAUCUGCAUAGCCUUAGUUAUUCUCUAAAUCAAAGGAAUCCUUCCUGUUACCUGAACAAAGCCUACUAUGUUUAACUUAGGCAAAUUAAAUGAAAUGUGUUUGGCAAAAAAGAAGAAAAAAGGAGACAGGAAAAUAAUUUUAAUAUUGUGAGUAUCUAAUUUUAUUAAAUGAUGAGCCUAUGAACCUCUGCUUUCUUGGAUUAAGUGUAAGUCGGAAUUCAUGGAUUCUCUGUUCCCUCAGUCUCAGUUCCUGUGCGUCUCUCUUAGAAUAAAUGUCUUGCUGGGCUGAA